AUGUCGAACGGGCUCAUCCAAUCCAGCGGAAAUAAUCAGGAGCUGGAAGAGAUUGGAUGGCAAUACUUGGAGGAGCUGUUGUCGAGAUCCUUCUUCGAUGCUGUCCAGGAAUACUAUCCAUUCUUGAUCUUCGGAAUGCACGACCUCAUUCACGAACUUGCCAUUUCGGUGGCACAAAUGGAAUCGUCAAACAUGAAAGUGUUCGCGCAGGAUAUUUGCCCGAUGACUUGGCAUAUAUCAUUUCCCAACCCAUCUCGUGUACCAAAAGAUGCACUAUGCAGCUGCUUGGGCAAACUCAGCCGCAUUCGUACCGUCAUGUUUGAGGAGGGUUCCUCUAGGGAGUUCUUUCUGGAGAUGUGCAUUUCUCGAUUCAAGCACUUGCGAGUGAUAGAUCUAUAUGGCUCUAGCUUUGACAUACUGCCUAGUUCCAUUGGCGGUCUAAAUCAUUUGAGGUUUCUUCAUCUAUCCGACAACCGUAAUAUCAAGAAACUCCCCAAAUCGGUCUGCAAGCUUCGCAAUCUGCAGUGCUUAGGUCUUGGCGGGUGCAGGGGACUCGAGGAAUUGCCUGCAGACAUCAAGAAUAUGAUCAGCCUCCGCGUUUUGUUCAUAACCACCAGACACAUUGGAGGGUGUGAGAAUUUGGAGGCCUUGUUCGAUGAUAUCCAAUCGCUCACGUCGCUCCAUAAGUUGCUCAUUGGAGGUUGUCCAAAGUUGGCCUCCUUACCACAAGGCAUCAAGAAUAUGAAGGCAUUGGAGGAUCUCUGGAUUAGCGGCGGCUGCCGAAACUUGAGGUUGCUAGAAGGCGAAAGUAAUGAACCACGCUUCGUGUUGAGGCUUCAAUCCUUCAUAUUCGGGGGAUCAUCAGAAAUUGUUUCUUUGGCCGGGUGGCUCGAAGGUUCUGCAAGUACACUGCAGAGGAUAAUGACUGGGGAUUGUCGCAACUUGAGGGUAUUGCCCGAGUGGCUGCAAAAUUGUUCUUCUCUGAGAACAUUGGGGAUUGAAGACUGUCCUAGAUUGUCCUCUUUACCAGAUGGCAUUCGCUGCAUUGCCACAUUGACAUAUCUGCAAAUAAUCAAUUGCGAGGAAAUUGAGGAGGAGAUCCGAUGUUGA
This is a messenger RNA of Syzygium oleosum, 1110 nucleotides long. RefSeq names its product putative disease resistance protein RGA3. The coding region runs from base 1 to 1110 and encodes 369 amino acids. The transcript is spliced from 2 exons. The record is from RefSeq and is a predicted model, not a curated record. NCBI's taxonomy places the organism in Eukaryota, Viridiplantae, Streptophyta, Magnoliopsida, Myrtales, Myrtaceae. Gene Ontology annotation, molecular function: protein binding.